GAAGCUGUCAAGCUGGACAAGUCCAGUUCUGAGUGCUCGAGAACAGACCAUACAGAACCCAUACACCUUGGACCCAUCCCAGAAGAGCAGUAUGUAGCCGAAGGAAUUGAGGAACCAGUGCCUCUAGCGCUACACACCCGCUACAGGGACGCAGAAACAAUCACAGAUGUUUGUAACAGCACAGAGCUCCCUGAGGUGGAGAUUAUCAGUCUGUUGGAGGAGCAGUUGCCGGUCUACAGGCUGAGGGCAGACUGUGUGUACGGCUAUGAGCACGACGACUGGAUCCACACGCCUCUCAUCUCGCCCGACACACGCAUAGACCUCACCUCUGAGCAGAUUGAGGAGACCCUCAACUACUUUUUACUAUGUGCUGAGCGAGUGGGCCAGAUGACUAAGACCUACAAUGACAUCGACGCUGUCACAAGACUUCUGGAGGAGAAAGAGCGGGAUCUGGAGCUCGCUGCCCGCAUCGGUCAGUCCCUCCUGAAGAAGAACCGUGUUCUGUCAGAGCAGAAUGAAUACCUGGAGGAACAAGUGGGCACCAUCAGGGAGGAGGUGGCUCAGCUGCACCAUGAGUUGAAUCUAAAAGACGAGCUUCUGCAGUUCUACACUAAUGCAGUGGAGGAGAGUGAAGAGGGGUCUGGAUCGCCCACGAGUCAACAGGGAAGGGCAGGAGCUUCUGCCCGGAGCGGUUCCUCUCUGGACAUUCUGCAGCAAAAACUUCGAGACCUGGAGGAAGAAAAUCUGUCUCUCAGAUCAGAGGCGAGUCAGCUGAAGUCUGAGACAGAGUCAUAUGAGGAGAAGGAACAGCAGCUGGUGAAUGACUGCGUCAGAGAGCUAAGGCAGUCCAGCAUCCAGAUCUCCAGUAUAGCAGAGGAACUGGCUAAAAAAACAGAAGAUGCCUCUCGACAACAGGAGGAAAUCACACACCUACUCUCUCAGAUAGUGGACCUGCAGAAAAAAGCCAAAACUUUUGCCGUCGAGAAUGAAGAACUUUCUCAGCACCUUUCGGCAGCUAAAGAUGCACAAAGACAGCUCACAGCCGAGCUGCAGGAGCUCGAAGAGAAAUACUCUGAGUGCAUUGAAAUGCUCCAUGAGGCUCAAGAGGAGCUCAAGAACCUACGGAACCGCAGUGUGUCCGCAGGAACUCCUCGACGCUAUCACCCUCUGGGACUUUUUCCCAUGGACUCCCUGGCUGCUGAAAUUGAGGGAAGCAUGAGGAAGGAAUUGAGUCUGGAUAAUCCUGACAAUGAAGAACAGAGGGUACGUCAUAAGCGUGUGUUUGAGACCGUGAAGAACAUCAACCAGUCUGUCAGACAGCGACCUGCUAACUCUGCUACCAACAUCCCUGGGUCCAAUCAGACGCUCUCUUCCCUUAGCUCCGCCCUCUCUGAGAGCAAUAGCAUCAGUGCAGCGCCUGAUAACCGUACACAGAGCAUGCUGCAGGAGACCGGCUCUUCAGAUGCUGCUGUGGAUGCCCCUGAGAAACGAUCUGGCUCAGAGGAGCUCAAACUCGCUCUGCGGCGACUGUCUCUGCGACGGCAGAACUGUCUGAGCGAGCGUCUCUUCUUCGAGGGGGAGCGGGAGAGGCGUAAUCGAGAGCCAGUCGACAGUGGAGAUUACUCAAACAGGAUGGUGCACAGCGAGAGCAUCAUGUCCCUGGGCGCUUGGGCCAGCCGGCCCUAUCUUCCCGACAAGCUCCAGAUUGUCAAACCUCUGGAAGGCUCGGCUACCCUUCAGCACUGGCAGCAGUUGGCUCAGCCUAAUCUGGGUGGUAUCCUGGAUGCUCGACCUGGCGUGGUCCCGAAAGGCUUCCGUCCCUUGGAGCUGGACCUGGAGGAAGUGUAUCACUAUGCCGACUAUGAGGAAGAUGAGCCUGGAGAGCAGUACUUCCAGAACCUUCCCACCACAACCACAUCCAGUUCCAGUGUCCCUCCUGCCCAUAGCCUCGCCCCCUCAGCCUCCCCGUCACCAUGUCUCAGCACAGGUCACGCUUCCAUUGAGUUUUCAAUGUAUUUCCCGGGCAAAUGCAUGGCUCAUACAAGUUCAACCUACACCUUCACCACCUGCAAAAUUCUCCAUCCAUCUGAUGAGCUCACAAGGGUGACACCCAGUUUAAACCCUGUCCCCACCUCUUCCUGCGUGAUGUCAAGCAGUCUGCGCUCAACACCAGCCGCCACGCCGUGUACUCCUCGUCGAAUGAGUCUGUCCCAGUCUCAGUCCUUCACCAACCUGCGGGACUCCACCAAAACCUUCAGCACAUCUUUGGGUCUGGUGCGCCUCCUGCAGGAGAGGGGCAUCUCAGCUGCCGUGUACCAGCCUCAAAGCUGGGACAGAGGAAGCGGAGGAGUCCUCUUCUCCACCUCAGUUCUUCCUCCUCCGCCUCCCGACCCGAAUCGUCCCACCACCCCACCCAAUUCCCCCACCCGUCACACUCCCAGCCCAGGUUCAGCGGUUUCUGACGCAGACACCUCCACACCUUUCUCUUUCAAGAGCCCGUCCUAUGAAAACUUUUUGGCUUCCAAACCAGCAAGGUCUAUUUUGAAAGAGGUGGCAGGGGUGUCUGGGGCUCAGGCUAAAGACUGUGAGAGCCAAACUGAUGUCAGUAUGUAUAAUCUCAACUUGGUUGAUAAGCUGAAAAGAUUGGGGUUGGCAAGCCCUGGGGCUUCUGGGGCAACAGGGGGAGGGAUUCCAAGGCCAAGCCCACUUAUAGGUCCUCUGGGUGGGCUUCGGAGGGCAGGGUCGCCCUUCAGUCCACUAAACGAAGGUAUGAGGAGGAAUCGGAGUUAUCCUGCUAUGGUUGGGGCCAGUAUGGCAAUGAAGGGACCCGGCCCUCAAGGGGACGAAAUGCUACUGGCUCCUAAAAUACACAAGCAAACAAGUCUCAAAUAAUGAGUUAUGCAUAGUAAUGAAUCACACAAUCAGUGGAUUGUACCUCACUAACUUGCUAACACAGAAUUCAAGUCAUACCUUGUAAUAUACACUAAAAACACACUCUCACUUAAAUAAUUCACCUAAAGAAAAAUCGGUCAUUUACUAACCCUCAUGUCAUUUUAAACCUUUAUGCCUUUACAGAAGACAGUAUUUUGAAGAAUAUUUCAAAAUGAUUGGACGCUAUUGACUUUAAUCGUAUGGCCAAAAAACAAACAAUCAAAAAUACAAAAACAAAAUACAAUGGAAAUCAAUGGGAACUGAAACUGUAGAGGAAACAAAUAAGGAAAAUUUAGGAUUAGGAAUUCUCAUUUUUAUCCUUAUAAAAACACAUAUACAUAUGCAGAUGGAAGUUUAAAGUGUUAUUUUAAUUCAUGCUGAUCUGUCUGUUUUUCACUAUAACUCCCCAAUUUGCCCUGUACAAUCUAAUGUGAUAUGUAUCCUGUACGGAUGGUGCUGAUUGUAUGUAACCUUUGACCUCACUUUGACUUCCCAGUGCACAUGCAGGAAGGAAUAAAUCAUCAAAAACCAAAUGAACUGGGAAAUCUACAGUCACGUGUAUGGUUCGAUCACUAUGAAGUUCAGUUAUCACACUUGAUGUGUAGUUUUCAAGCUGAGGGCAUUUCCAGGAUAUAUGAAAGUGUAUUGAUCUGGAAUCAAUGGUGUUCUGUUCCUGCUUUCGGCAACUAUAAAAAUGUAUUUUCCCCAGUUGCCUGCUGGUUUUGAAGGGUGGCAUUUAAGUUGAUGUAUUGAUGCUGGCAGAGAGGAUGUGUAGCACAGGUUUAGCCUAAUCACGCACCUCAACCAACUCUCUUUUCCUCCAUUAUUCUCUUAUCUCUGUACCUUUUUUAAAAGACAAGUCUUUAAUAAUGACGUGACAACUGUACCUUUUCAUGUGAUGAGUGGAUGAAUUGAGGGUUGGCUACAUGGACUGAUUUCGGAAAGUGCUGCUGUCAUGCUGGUUUUCUGUUAAAAAGCGAGUGCCUGUAUUUUAGUCAUCUGUCAUGUCAGUUUUUACUGAAUGACUGGAAAAUGUUUGCGAAGCUAAAGAGCACUGUACACUAGAAUGAGCACGGAGCACUUGUGUUUAAUUGUGAUUUUAUUCUCUUCAUUUAUUCAUGUUUUUGAAAUGUGCACUGAGUUAUACUGUGCUGUUUAACACCUCCUGUUUCAUAACGUUUUUUGAGAUUUAGUUGCUCUCAGGUAAUGGUCGUACAAGGGAAAAGCUUUUAGAUUAGUGACUACGCAAUAAUGUUCGUUUGAAUUCUUUUAUUUUCAAAUAAAAAUAAAUGCAGAUAAAUAAAAUUGAUGUUGCUUGUCUGUUGAUGGCCAUAAGUUUCACUAGAGGGCAGUGUGUCCUCUCAUUUGUUUCCUUCUCUUGCA
Labeo rohita (rohu) is the source of this 4314-nucleotide messenger RNA. It is a transcript of the gene trak1b, whose product is annotated as trafficking protein, kinesin binding 1b. Gene Ontology annotation, biological process: neurogenesis; anterograde axonal transport of mitochondrion; endosome to lysosome transport. Bases 388 to 2892 code for a protein of 834 amino acids. Gene Ontology annotation, cellular component: dendrite. Lineage: Eukaryota; Metazoa; Chordata; Actinopteri; Cypriniformes; Cyprinidae. The transcript is spliced from 16 exons. The record is from RefSeq and is a predicted model, not a curated record. Gene Ontology annotation, molecular function: GABA receptor binding.